UUAAUGUAAAAAAAAUACGUACCACUCCAUUUCUUUUCUUUACUCUCCGAAUCACUCAAUCCAAAGUGCUGCGAACCAGACGCGAAUGAAGAAAUCUGAUCAGUUCGCGAACUCAACUUUGAUUUCAGAGAGAAAAACUAGUUCGUAAUACAAGAAACAAGAUCGUGAUGGCUUUGGAUUGCGACUACCAAAUCUAGGUUCAGUCCUUGAUUGUGAAGUCAAAUUUGUGGCUUCGGAUCAAGUCGAUCAGACUUGUGAUGGAAACUUUUGGUGAGACGAUCUAGGGUUCGCACCUAAGAAUUAGGGUUUAGAUCCAGAACCAGGUAUGUUCCUCCUUUAUAACUGAAGAACUGUAUGUACAAGUAGGAACAACUAAAAUAGCAAAAAAGAAAUAAAAUAAGUUAAAAAGUCAAAACUGUAUGUACAAAAUAGGUUACAACUACUCAUUGUAGCACUGGAAUGAAGCACUGUUAAGAUACAGGUCUUGAACUUCAGCCAAAAUGGACCAGCAGGCAACGUCACCACACAUUCACUACCUAAUCAAGGCAUCAGCUGAAAGGCGAAAAGCCACAAUAUAAAUUUCGGACAAAUGAGUCAACAGAUCAACCAAUCAGCAUGAAGGCAACAUCAAGAUCAAGGUCGCAAUUAAAAUCGAAAUGCAACACUGAAGAAUCAACACUAGUUUGUAGUACUUCCAAGCCACGAACUUCGAAGUUGAAUGUCCUUGUAAUUCUGUCUCAUUUACUGGAGAAAAGGGCUCAAGGAUCUUUCUCAAAGGAGAAAGUUCUGACAGAGGAGUAUGACCUUGUACACCAAGCUCUUUUUACUGACCUGGAUGAUCAAAGUGGAUGGUUUUAUCAUCUUUUGCUUCUUGAGAAAACAGUUAAAGUGGAGAAUCCUCUGUUGGUUUCUACCUGGCCACCUCAUGGUUCUAAUCUUAAUGUAUCAGCAGAUGGUUUCCGGGAUACUUGUGCUUCGUCUCCUAUCACAGGUUUCCAUCUUAAUAGUGGGAUAAUUCCACUCAUUCUUUAUUUGAAUGAAGCAGUUGAAGGUGUUAGCUCAUCUACAAUAACUGUGCAAUCUGUACAUAACACAAAUAAAGAUUUAAUUUGGUCACCACUUUCAAGUAACAACUCUGGGAGUUCCCAAGCUUGGGUAACACAUUUAACUUUUCACGAGGAGAAUCUCCAUUCCUUACAUACUCAUCCAAUAAAGGUCAGCCUUGGACAUUCUCAGGGAAUCAUGUGUCUGAGUGGAUUUCACCAUAGCCAUCCUACUCAUUUUGAACGUACAGUUUUAAUACAACCUCAUGGUUUGCAACAUGCUGAAAUGAAAAGUGCAGAGAUGAUUUCAUGGGGAGAUGAUAAUUUUCAUACUGGUGAAACACAUCUUCUGGAACCAACCCAAAUUAAAAUUUUCGAUCAACUGAGGAAUAGUGAGGUGAAUAAGUCAACAGCUUCUAAGUGGAGCACUGAGACUAUAGUUAAUGAGAUAGCUCUUUUCCAGGAAUUGCCGUCAGAGAUAAACUGGAAAAUUGGAAAGCUUAUGCGUGCAGAAUUGUUGACUGCACAUGAUGCAAUGAUGUCAUAUGAUAAAACUCCAGAGACAUGCAGGAUGGUCCAUUCUGAAGAAGUUAAAGAAUUAUAUAGUGAUCUUAUGACAUUGGACCCGCCUCAUUCUCAAUACUACAAGGAUGAAUACAGCUUAGUUGUGUUAAAGCAGCUGACAUCCAGUCCGGAAUCUUUGCUGAGGCAUUGUUCUCAUUACAGGGACUCAGCAUCAUCAGGCACCAAUAAUUAUAUCUGUUCACGACUUGGUAAUCUUUCAUUGUCACAUAUUGGGUCUAUUGAGAAAUUAUUGUGGGUCCAAAUGUUAGACCUCAGCCACAACCAACUUAGCUCAAUUGAAGGAUUGCAGGCUAUGCAGCUUCUUUCUUGCUUGAACCUUAGUAACAACAAAAUGGGUAGUUUUUCUGCCUUGGAGCCGUUAACACUGCUAAAGUCAUUGAAUGUGUUGGAUAUCUCAUACAACGAAAUCGGUGCACACGCUGUCGACACAAGAAGGUUUCUUUAGUGGACUGGAUAAAAGUAAUUGUGGUCCGAAAUGUUGGGCUGUUGCAAUUAUGUUGGUUCAAUAGCGAUUGAUGACAGCAGUUUGGCUUGAAUGAACUUUACAAAGAGAUUAAACAAAUCAAAAUCAAGAGUACAUUGAAGAAACUGAUCGAGUCAACGAAACGCAAAAUAGCAUGGAUGUAGUUGAAUGUGCAGGCUGCAGUGGCCUCAAGUAUCUGAACUGUAAACAUUUGGCAAUGGAGAAAUGGAGAACUUUGAUCAUCAAAGUGAUGAAGCCAUCAUGAAUCCUCCUGCCACAAUGCUGUAUGAUUGAUCUGUACAUUUGGAUUUCAAAUUGUCG
Molecule: messenger RNA, 2412 nt
Organism: Camellia sinensis
Lineage: Eukaryota; Viridiplantae; Streptophyta; Magnoliopsida; Ericales; Theaceae
Source: RefSeq, a predicted model, not a curated record